This is a messenger RNA of Striga hermonthica, 1632 nucleotides long. The record is from the annotation of a GenBank genome assembly. NCBI's taxonomy places the organism in Eukaryota, Viridiplantae, Streptophyta, Magnoliopsida, Lamiales, Orobanchaceae.
AUGGGAACAAGAGAUACUCAGAAUUCUAGUGCUGUAAAGCCGAUCGAGCAAGUUCGGGCUUCAUUAUCUGGAAAAGACGAUACAUUUGGAGAGCAUAGUAAUCAGAAAAAGGAAAUGAAGAAGAAGAAAAAUAAGUGGGGUGAAGUUGCUGAGGCUUACAAUGAAGGUUUGGAAAAAAGGGAACUACAUGUGGACCAUGGUGAGGAUGACAGUGGAGGUGCAAUGAUGAAUCUUGAAAAGAAAAGCAAGAACAAGAACUGGGAGUUGAAUAGGACUGAAAUGAACAAUGCUAAAGAUGUUCAGGAGAGUGAGGUUGAGCGAAAGCUGGAUGGAGAAAGUAAUUCCGAACAGAAGAGUACUGAAGAUAAUAACAAGGAGAGGAAGAAGAAGAAAUCAAAAAGAAAACAUGAUGAAGUAGAUUUUGAGGUGGAGGGAGAGAAACAUAUAAAAGAGUCUGGGCAACAUAGUCAGAAUUUGGAAGGUGAUGAUGCAGGGAAGGCCGAAAGGAAGAAAAUGAAAAAGGAAAAAGAGGACAUGAAAGAUGACAACUGGUCACGUGACACUUCUGGUGAAGCUAUGAAUGACGAGGGUGAUUUUCCUUGUGUGCAACAAGAAUGCGUGCCAGAUAAUGUUGAAGGAAAAAUUGAGUCGAAUGAACAUGAUGAUGGCUAUGCUGCAGAAGAACUUGAGAGAAAGAAGGAAAGAAAGAAGAAAAAGAAAGAACAUUUGAAGGACUAUUCACCUGCUGCUCAGCAAAAUAAUGCAGAAACUGACAGAAAUGGUCAUAUGCGUACGAAUGAGAUGCAAAUCAAUUCAAAUCCAACCAAAGGGACUGUGGAGAGAGAUAAUCUAGUUAGAGGUAGGCGGUUCACGCCUGAAGAGUACGAGAUCGUCAAAGCUGCUGUUAACGACUACAUACUGAGUCACAACUUAGGUGACGAAGGCCUGGACGUGGUCCUCGACUGUAAAAAGCACCGCAAGGUGAGGGGCUGUUGGAAAGAAAUCGGGUCUUCCAUGCCACACAGACCUACCUCUGCCGUCUACACGCGUGCCCAUGUUCUAUUCCGCAGGUCUGAGAAUCGCAAAUGGAGUGAGGAAGAGUACGAGGAGGUCCUUAAGUUCUGUGAGGAGCACGACAGGCAAUGGAGGAAGCUGGGGGAUAAGCUCGGCAAGCACAUGAAACAUGUGAGGGACACCUGGCUGUGGUUAAGAUUGGCGAAGUCUCGGGAAGAGAAGAAGUCCAUGCACGGGAUGCUGCGUGACAAUAUCUGCUGGACGACAAUUAGUGAUGAGCUGUCAACCCGUUCUGCGCCCCGUUGCUGUUUCAAGUGGUAUAACCAGCUGACCUCGUCCAUGGUGGCCCAGGGCAUGUGGGCUGACUCAGACGACUACCGCCUGAUUGGCAGGCUUUAUAGGCUGGAUGCGAGCUGCGUGGAGGAUGUGGAGUGGGAUGGUGUUGUGGAGGGAAGAGAUGGGGAUAUGUGCCGAAAGCGUUGGAAUCAGAUGGCUUUGCAAUUGGGGCGGAAUGGGCAUAAGCCGUUUGCUGAGCAGGUAGAGGUCUUGGCGCAGAGGUACUGCCCGUAUCUGCUGGAAGCGAGAGAGGCUUGGGACGCCAAACCAAGACUUCCAUGA